AUGGAGCCCAUCGCCAUCAUCGGCAUGGACCUCAAGUUCCCCGGCGACGCCACUGACGCCGAGUCCUUCUGGGACAUGCUGAUGGAGGGCCGCUCGGCCCUGCGUGAGAUUCCUACGGACCGGUUCAAUGUGUCAGCCUUUUACCAUCCUGACCCUGAGCGCGCGGGCUCUCUCAACGUUACCAAGGGUCACUUCCUCAACGGAGACAUCGCCGCCUUUGACGCGCCUUUCUUCUCCAUCACGCCGGCCGAGGCCGCAGGCAUGGACCCCCAGCAGCGUGGUCUCCUCGAGUCGACGUACCGUGCGCUCGAGAAUGCCGGCCAGCCGCUGGAGAAGGUCACGGGCUCCAAGACUGGUGUCUUCGUUGGAUGCUUCACCCGCGAGUACGAGGCCAUCAUGUUCAAGGAGACGGAGACGCAGCAGCGAUACUUCGCCACGGGCACGGGGACGACCAUGCUCGCGAAUCGUCUGAGCUACUUCUAUGAUUUGCGUGGCCCCAGCGUUAGCCUCGACACGGCGUGUUCGAGCAGCCUCGUGGCGUGUCACCUCGCGUGCGCCAGUCUGCGGUCUGGCGAGUGCGACACUGCACUAGCCGCCGGCUGCAACCUCUUUUAUAACCCAGAUACUAUCAUCCCACUGACAGCCCUGGGAUUCCUGUCGCCCGAUGGCCGAUGCUACAGCUUCGAUAGCCGUGCCAACGGCUACUCGCGCGGCGAGGGCUUCGGCAUGGUGGUGCUCAAGCGGCUCAGUGACGCUUUGCGCGAUGGCGAUACGGUCAGGGCCGUGAUCCGGGGGUCCGCAAGCAACCAGGACGGAAGGUCGCCCGGCAUUACACAGCCGACGCGCCAGGCUCAGGUCGACCUCAUCCGCGCCGCUUAUGACGCCGCCGGCCUGGACCUUACGCGGACGCGCUUCUUCGAAGCCCAUGGCACUGGCACCCCGGUCGGUGACCCCAUCGAAGCCAGCGCCAUCAGUGGUGCCUUCUCAGAGCACCGUUCCGCCGCAGAGCCUAUGGUUGUAGGCGCUGUCAAGACAAACAUCGGCCAUCUUGAAGGGUCCGCAGGCAUUGCAGGCCUCAUCAAGACGGUACUCGUGUUGGAGCACGGCGUUGUCCCUCCCAACACGUGGUUCGAAAAGCCGAACCCCAAGAUCCCCGUCGACGAGUGGCAUCUUCGGUUCCCCACCGAGCCUCUGCUGUGGCCUGGCGAGGGUCUGAGGCGUGCUUCUGUUAAUGCUUUUGGCUACGGUGGUAGUAAUGCACACGUCGUCCUCGAUGAUGCUCUCCACUAUCUUCAGGAGCACGGCCUCAGAGGGCGACACCAUACCGCCAAGAAGGCGACUCUGAAGAAGGCCCUUACCAACGGACAUGCUGCCGACGGCGUCAACGGCCAUGGGACGAACGGUAUCAAUGGUCAUGAAGUCAAUGGCCAUGGUCAUAGUGCCAUCAGUCAACCGCGGGCCUUCAUCUUCUCAACAUUUGACCAAGACGGAGCGGCCCGUAUCGCGUCAACGUACCAGGACUUCCUCUCCUCCCGCAAGACGGUCCAGCCGCCGUCCCCAAACUUCCUUUCGGAUCUGUCGCACACACUCACACGCCGCACCGCCUUCCCUUGGCGAUUCUCUGUCGUCGCCAACAGCGUCGAUAAUCUCGUCUCUCGGCUUGCGGCCAGUCCCUCGCCAACCCGCGCCGCCUCAGAGCCCCAGCUCGCCCUCGUAUUCACAGGCCAGGGUGCUCAGUGGCACGCCAUGGGCCGUGAGCUUUUGACCUCCAAUCCCGUCUUCAGUGCCUCCCUCUUUGCUGCCGACCGCUACCUGCGCGGCAUCGGCUGUGCCUGGUCUCUUGUUGGCGAGCUUCUACAGGAUGAGUCAAGGUCGCGCGUCGCCGACGCCGCCUUUAGCCAGCCACUUUGUACGGCGCUCCAGGUUGGACUUGUCGAUGUGCUUGCCGCUUGGGGUGUGCGGCCCGCCGCCGUGCUCGGGCACUCUUCAGGCGAGAUUGCUGCCGCGUACGCCGUGGGCGCCUUGUCGCGCGAGGCGGCGUGGCGUUUGGCAUACCAUCGUGGUGCCCUGUCGUCAGCGCUUGCCGCGACCACUGGGAGCGACAAUCGCCGAGGCGGCAUGGCAUCUGUGGCCAUGAACGCCGAGGAUGCGACUAGAUAUCUCAGUGAUAAGCUUGGGGUUGCGGCUGUUGGGCGGGACAUUGUCGUGGCAUGCGUCAACAGCCCUCGCAAUGUAACCAUCAGCGGCAAUGCUGAGAGCGUCGACAAAAUCCAAAAGGCCCUCGAGGCCGAUGGCGUUUUCGCGCGCACGCUCCAGGUGAACAACGGCUACCACUCACCGCUGAUGGAACCCAUUGCUGAGGCCUACCGCGCGUCGAUCGGCGUGCUCGAGACUGCCGAUACUGGAGAUGAGAAGAGCCGUCCUAUCUUCUACUCGUCCCUCACCGGAACAACGGCCUCCAUAGCAGACCUCCAAAGCCCUGCAUACUGGGUCCAGAACCUCACUUCGCCUGUGCAAUUCUCAAAGGCAUUUGCUCUCAUGUGUUCCAGUGCAGGACCACAGUUCAAGAAGCUGGGCUCGCGUGGCGCUGCCCAUCAGCAGCAGCGGCCUAAGAUUAGCGAUGUCCUCGAGGUCGGGCCACACGCCGCCCUACGCGGGCCCAUCAGGGAGAUUCUCGACCUCGCGCCGCAGGUGACGGCUGUCGGCUAUGAAUCGAUCCUGCGCCGCAACACGUCGGCCACCGACACGGCCCUGACGGCGGCUGGCUGGCUGUGGUGUCAUGGCCACUCCAUCGACGUGACAAUGGCCAACGACGCGGCACACGAAGACAAUCCUAAUGCUUCUAGUCGCCUCCUCACUGAGGCGCCCGGCUACCCCUUUAACCACGCCAACCGGUAUUGGAAUGAGAGCCGCAUCAGCCGUGGCUACCGCUUCCGCCAGGCCACCCGCCAUGAGCUUCUGGGUGCCCCAGUGCCCGACUGGGACCCGGCGCACGCCGUGUGGCGGAACUACCUCCGCCUCGUCGAAAACCCCUGGGUCAAGCACCACCGCAUCACAGGUGCCACCAUCUACCCGGCAGCCGGCAUGCUCGUCAUGGCCAUCGAGGCUAGCCGCCAGACAGCCGACCCCUCGCGCGUCGUUCGGGGGUUCCGCAUCCGUGACGCCCGCUUCGCCGUCGCUCUGCGCGUGCCCUCCUCCCAGACGGGUAUUGAGACGCACUUUUACCUGCGCCCUGCACCCCGGGAUCACCCUGACACGGCGCUGCAGAGUGUGCGUGAGUUCGCCUUGAGCAGCUUCGAGGGUGGCGAGUGGCACGAGCACUGUCGCGGCCUUGUCGUCACCGAGUACGAGCAGCCGCCCACGGCCGUUGACGGCGGGCGCGAAGAGUCGUCUUUCAGACAAGCAUGCCUUGAGACCUUGGCACGCGUAGAGGCCGAGGUCAGAGUCGAGACAUCGUUCCGCCAGCUCUACGAGCACCUGUCGACCGUCGGCCUCGACUUUGGUGCUACCUUUCAGACACUUCGCGACAUACGCUGCGGACACGACGUCGGAGCUGCCGUCGCCACCGUUGAGCGCCAGGAUCUCGAGGGCCUUAUGCCCCUGGGCUACCUUCAGGAGCACCUUGUGCACCCCACCGUCCUCGACGGUAUUCUUCAAAGCAUCAUUGUGUGCUUGACAAAGGGCGGCCGAGAUAUGAACCAGGUCAUGGUCCCCUCUGAAAUUGGAGAUAUCUGGGUUUCGGCAUCGCCCACGGCCAAGUUCGAAUCGGUACGGGUCACCUGCGAAGGUUCGUUCCUCGGCAUGCGCCAAGCUGAGGCGCGCAUCGUCGGCGUUGACGUGGUCACUGGGGAGCCGGUCUGUACUGUUGAUGGUUUUGUCAUCACCUCCGUCGCGCGCGCCGAGACAAGCGCCGAAGCGGCAGCCUCAGCAGCGGGCAGGCGGCUCUGCUUUGACCUCGACUGGAAGAUUGACCCAGCCUUUGUCGACCAAAAGGGCCCCACGCCGGAACAGGCACUGCUCAUCGAAAGUGUCGAGAUGAUGUGCUAUCUAUACAUCCGGCGCUACAACGAUGCUUUCCUUUCGAGCCCUGAGCAGGAAACGAGUCAGCGAAAGAAGAGCAAAAUUGGCCACCACGCUCAAUACUUUGACUGGAUCAAGUACCAGUUGGAGAAAUAUGACACUGGCCUCGUGGCCCACGCCAAGACCGAAUGGCGACAGCGCGCUGCCGACGAUGAAUAUGUAGCGCUUAUGGAGAACAAGCUUCUCGAAGCGGGCUCGCCUGAGGGUAAACUCGUCGUCAGCGUUGGUCGGCAGCUCCCAGCCAUCUUGGCGGGCGAGGCCGAUGCCCUUGAGCUACUUUUCCAAGACAAACUCGUCGAGAACGUGUACCGGUCUGGCGUGGGCGCCGAGCUGGGCUACCGUCGAAUGGUUUCUUACAUCGAUGCCAUGGCUCACAAAAACCCUGCCAUGCGCAUCCUCGAGAUUGGCGCCGGUACGGGCGGUGCCACUCGUCCCAUCCUCGAAUGUCUCACGACGCAUGGCAUCCCACGCUUCAGCCACUAUACCUUCACCGAUAUUUCCAUUGGCUUUUUCGAAAAGGCUCGUGACAUGUUCGAUAAAGAUGCUGGCGGUCGUAUGAGCUUCCGCGCUCUCAAUGUUGAGGCAGACCUUGCAGACCAGGGCUUCGAAAACGAGGACGACCAGUACGACCUCAUCGUCGCCGCCAACGUCAUUCACGCAACCAAGAGUCUCCAAAAGACGCUCACAAACGCCCGCAAGCUGCUCCGGCCUGGCGGCAAGCUGAUGCUGUACGAGAUGACCAACACGGACAUGAUCCGUACUGGCUUCGCCUUUGGGCUGCUGCCCGGCUGGUGGCUGUCCGCCGAGGAUUUCCGCAAGUACACACCCCUGGCGAGCCCCCAGGACUGGUCCGCAUCGCUCAAGAAGAGCGGAUUCAAUGGCAUCGAUGUUCAAAUGUACGACUUCCCUGAUCACCGACACCAAAUGGUGAGCGUGCUUAUCUGCAGCGCCGAAGGCGGGCCAGCAAGUAGUACAGCUGGGACUGGCGCCCCUACGAUCUCGAACACUUCGUCAGAAGCUCUCACCAUUGUCGUCAGCGGCUCGCCCUCUAGCUCGUCCCUGCAGAUGACCUUAGCUGAGAAACUGGAAAGAUCGGGCAGUGCCGGUUCCAAGAUUGUCCGCCUCCGGGACUUUGCAGCCCUCGACACUCGAGAUGUUCAGCAACGUCGGUGCAUCUUCCUCGGAGACAUUGACUCCGACUUCCUCGAAAGCGUGCAAGGUGAUGAGUACAAUGCCUUGCAGAGGCUAGUAUCAACCGUCAAGACGCUUCUCUGGGUGAAUCAGGGAGGUGGACCCUUGCCCGCCAGCCCAGGCGCCGACAUGGUCACCGGCUUCGCGCGGUGUAUGCGCGCCGAGAAUCCAGGCCUGAUCAUGCUGACACUCUCGCUGGAAAGUGCCAGCAAUCUCGACUCUUCGAUUUCCACCAUAUUGCGCGUUCUUCAAGGAUCUGGUGGCGAGAAUAGCUUCUUCGCGAGCAAUGGCGGUUCCAUACUCAUCCCCCGCAUCACCGAGGCCACCCGCAUGAACGAAGUCAUCGCCGCCAAGGCAAAGGGUGGUGCCUCUUCCACUGUGUCAGAGACGUGGGCGGCCGCCACUUCUGGUAGGGCGCUCAAGCUCGCUUGCGAUACGCCAGGCCUUCUCGAUACGCUGCAGUUCCGCGACGAUCCCCUUCAAGAGCAGCCCCUAGGCUCUGAGGAUGUCGAGGUACAGGUGCACGCGACUGGUCUGAACCUACUUGAUGUCAUGAUCGCGCUUGGCCAGGUGACAGGCGAAGCUUUCGGUCAAGAGUGUGCCGGUGUUGUGACGCGCGUAGGUGACGGCGUCAGUCGCGUUGCCGUCGGCGAUCGAGUGUGUGGGCUGCUGCGCGGCACCUUCAAGAACCUGGCGCGUGGCACGCAGUGGCAAUUUGUCAAGCUUCCGUCAUCUAUUGACCACGCCGUUGGUGCCGCCAUGCCCGUCGUCUACACAACGGCUUACUAUGCACUCCACGACCUGGCGCGAUUGCAAGCCGGUGAGAGCGUGCUGAUCCACUGGGGUGCUGGUGGCGUCGGACAGGCGGCUAUUCAGCUGGCCAAGAAGAUUGGUGCCGACGUUUUCGUUACGGUCGGUUCGCUGGAGAAGCGGGACUUUGUACACGAGCACUACGGUGUUGCGCUCGACCACGUCCUUUCGAGUCGUGAUCUCUCGUUUGUUCCGGGCAUCAAGAGGCUGACAGGGGGCCGUGGCGUCGACGUCAUCUUGAACUCGACAUCUGGCCAGACACUGCGGGCGACAUGGGACUGCAUCGCGGCAUAUGGACGUUUCGUCGAGAUUGGCAAGGUCGACAUAUUUGCCAACGCGGGACUUCCCAUGGCUCCGUUCAAGAAAAGCGUCACCUUCUCUUUCUUCGAUAUUGGCCUUUUGUCGCUCGAGCGGGGCCCUCUUUUCGGCCGGGUGCUCCAAGACGUUGUCAACCUGCUCGCAGAUGGGUCAAUCACGCCGCCGCAGCCGCUGCAUUCGUACACUUACUCCAACAUACAAGAGGCGUUCAGGAUCAUGCAGGCAGGAACGCAUACCGGAAAGCUUGUCCUCGAGCCUCGUCCCGAUGAUUUGGUAACAGUUGAGCCGAGCCGCAAGCCAUCGUACUCAUUUUCCGCCGAUGCCGCCUACGUACUAUCCGGGGGUGGUGGCGGCCUCGGUCGAAGCACAGCACGGUGGAUGGCCUCCCGUGGUGCAAAGAACCUCAUCAUUCUCUCGCGCUCGGGUACGUCACGUCCAGCAACGCAGGAGCUCGUCGACGAGCUCGCACAGGCUGGCGUCAACGUUGUGGCUCCGCAGUGCGACGUCUCGAACAGAAAGGCCCUCACAGCUAUCCUUGACGAGUGCGCCGCAACAAUGCCGCCCAUCAAAGGAUGUAUCCAGGGCUCCAUGGUGCUCAAGGACUCUCUCUUCGCCAACAUGACGCAGGAGGACUACUACACGGCGGUGCGUCCCAAAGUAGUGGCUUCAAGAAAUCUGCAUGAGCUGCUGCCUAGAGACAUGGACUUCUUCGUGCUGCUCUCAUCGGCGUCGGGCAUCGUCGGCAAUCGCGGCCAGUCCAAUUACUGCAUAGGCAACACGUACCAGGACGCGCUGGCACGUCAUCGCGCAGGCCGUGGGCUCCCUGGUGUGGCCGUGGAUCUAGGCAUGAUCCUUUCCGUGGGAUUUGCUGCUGAAAACCAGGGAAGCAUGGCCAACCUGCGACAGGAAGGUUUCAAUGCCAUGCGUGAGGAUGAGUUCCUAGCUUUGCUGGACAUCCUAUGCAGUCCCCCCGAUCUUGACGCCGACGCAAACGAGAGCCCGCAGAUCGCCGUCGGUCUCGAGGUGCCUGCCACGCUGCGGAUCAAGGGCAUCCCAGAGCCGGCCUGGCUGCACGAUCCCCUCUUCCGUCAACUUUACCAGAUCCGUGGCGAUGGCGGUGGUCACGGAGAUGGCGAUGGUGAUGGUUCCGCUUCUUCGACAUCCUGCAGCGUCCUGCUACCCGCAGCAUCGUCGCUCGCCGAUGCGGCGGAUAUUGUGGGCACUGCCAUCGUCCAGAAGCUAUGCAAAGCGCUAUCGUCGAGCGAGAGGGACAUUGACACGUCGAAGCCGCUUCAUAGUUAUGGCGUCGACUCUCUUGUCGCUGUCGAGCUGCGCACCUGGUUCAUGAAGGAGGUCGGGGCUGACAUGGCCGUUUUCGACAUUAUGGGCGGGUCCAGCUUGAAGGAGCUGGCUGAGCUGGCUGCUAAGAGGAGCUCCUUCGUCAAUCUUGCUGAUGAGGAUGCCGAUGAAUGA
Messenger RNA from Verticillium dahliae VdLs.17, 7872 nucleotides. RefSeq names its product fatty acid synthase S-acetyltransferase. The transcript is spliced from 2 exons. The record is from RefSeq and is a predicted model, not a curated record. Lineage: Eukaryota; Fungi; Ascomycota; Sordariomycetes; Glomerellales; Plectosphaerellaceae. Gene Ontology annotation, molecular function: fatty acid synthase activity; phosphopantetheine binding; oxidoreductase activity. Bases 1 to 7872 code for a protein of 2623 amino acids. Gene Ontology annotation, biological process: secondary metabolite biosynthetic process; fatty acid biosynthetic process.